This is a messenger RNA of Tribolium madens (black flour beetle), 2239 nucleotides long. It is a transcript of the gene mbt, whose product is annotated as serine/threonine-protein kinase PAK mbt. Gene Ontology annotation, molecular function: protein serine/threonine kinase activity; ATP binding. The record is from RefSeq and is a predicted model, not a curated record. Bases 281 to 1927 code for a protein of 548 amino acids. Gene Ontology annotation, biological process: intracellular signal transduction; protein phosphorylation; regulation of MAPK cascade. Lineage: Eukaryota; Metazoa; Arthropoda; Insecta; Coleoptera; Tenebrionidae. Gene Ontology annotation, cellular component: cytoplasm. The transcript has 2 exons.
UCGAGUCGCUUAAAUCUUAAAUCAUCGAAGUUGUGUAUUUUGGUGUCAUGUUUUUACUAUUUUCUCCCUUUUUUUGUGAUUAAUCUUACGUAAAAUCAAAAAAUAAUUAAAAUUUAGUGCCUUAUCUCGUGUUACAAUGCUAAAAAAGUGGUAAAAUAACUCGUGACGUAUCAAAUAAACAAACGAGAUCAGGUUAUGUGUGUUGACACUGUUACCGUUGGUCGUAAAAAACGGUGUAAAGGGGCGUAGCAACCUACUUGUGAUUUCGUCUCAAACGGAAAUGUUUUCAAAGAAGAAGAAGAAACCUCAGAUUUCGCCCCCCACAAACUUCGAGCAUCGAGUUCAUACCGGGUUUGAUAAACGCGAAGGGCGAUAUGUGGGGCUUCCGUUACAGUGGGCUUCGAUCGUUGGCAACAACCAAAUCCUCAAAUCGACAAACCGGCCUUUGCCCCUUGUGGACCCCUCUGAAAUAACCCCAACGGAAAUCCUAGACCUGAAAACUAUAGUCAGAGGGGACCACAGAUCCGACAGCCGCCUUGGUAAAAACCCCCAAAACGGGAUUCUCCUCCCUAAAACUUCAAACGUGGCCCGCAGUAAUUCAUUACGUUCAUCCAGCCCCCCGAGACUCCGUCACAGGAACACCAACGUGCCUCCGGCAGUCCCCGAGGAGCAGAUACUACAAUAUACCUCCAUGAGGAGAGACCCCAGUAUGGGCAAGCCCCAGGUUAGGGAGAGCUCGCCGGCGGAGCGCUCAUUGAGCAAUCACGAAAUGCCCCAUCAUUUGAAUGGGAAUCAGGAAACCUAUGGGGGGUUAAUCAGGGAGCAUCCUCAAGUGUCUCCAGCCGGUUCCAUGGCGUCAGCGGGGCUGUCGCAAUUGGGGGCGCACUCGCAUUCGAGCCACGGGUCGCAUCAGAGUUUACAACAGGGGGGGUAUGGGGUGAGGCACGAUCAAAAUCAGAAUUUGAAGAAUGGGGGGCAGAUGGGGCAAAUGCCGGGGGCGGCGGUGGCACAGACUGCGACGAAGCAUCACGAACAAAGGCUGACACACGAACAGUUCCGUGCUGCCCUCCAGAUGGUGGUUUCUUCAAAGGACCCGCGCGAGAACCUCGAGCGUUUCGUGAAAAUCGGCGAGGGCUCCACCGGCACCGUUUGCAUCGCCCACGACCGCACCACCGGCCGUCAAGUCGCCGUAAAAAAAAUGGAUCUCCGAAAACAGCAACGUCGCGAACUCCUUUUCAACGAAGUGGUGAUAAUGCGCGACUACCACCACCCCAACAUCGUCGAAAUGUUUGAUUCGUAUCUCGUCAACGACGAAUUGUGGGUCGUAAUGGAGUUCCUUGAAGGUGGCGCCCUCACCGACAUCGUCACUCAUUCCCGUAUGGACGAAGAACAAAUCGCCACUGUGUGCAAGCAGUGUCUCAAAGCUCUGGCUUAUCUGCACUCCCAGGGCGUCAUCCAUCGUGAUAUCAAAUCAGAUUCGAUUUUAUUAGCUUUGGAUGGGAGAGUUAAGCUUUCCGAUUUCGGGUUCUGUGCCCAAGUCUCUCAGGAGUUGCCCAAACGGAAGAGUUUAGUUGGGACGCCGUAUUGGAUGUCGCCGGAAGUGAUCAGUCGGUUGCCGUACGGACCGGAAGUUGAUAUUUGGUCAUUGGGGAUUAUGGUUAUAGAAAUGGUGGAUGGCGAGCCGCCAUUUUUCAAUGAGCCGCCUCUACAGGCGAUGAGGAGAAUUAGAGAAAUGCCGCCGCCGAAAUUGAAAAAUAGUCAUAAAGUCUCAGCAAGGCUACAAAGUUUCUUAGAUAGGAUGCUUGUCAGAGAUCCUGCACAGAGAGCUACAGCACAGGAAUUACUCGCGCAUCCAUUUUUGAGACAAGCAGGGCCACCUGCACUUUUAGUGCCGCUAAUGAGAGGCGCCAAACACUCUAAUUAUUGAUCUGUACUUAAUGCAUAUAUGUUGAUAUUUAUUUAGGUAAGUCUCAAUCUUUUGCGUAAUUUAAGUCAUACCAAAUAUUAAUUAAGACAGCUCUCUUGGUUCGAUCUACUUAAACGUUAUUAUGGUCCAGUAUUACGAAAUUGUAAGCCGUCCAUGUAGUGCCUUAAGGCUUAUACUGGGGUCUCUCCAAUUGGUUUUCCGAUUAAUUUAAGUUUAGGCUUGUUAAAUAUAUUUUAAGAAGUUAACUGUACGACUUAGCGCUGUAAUAUAUACAAACAAGAAGUGUCAUAAUACACUUGAUAUUUUUUAUAA